AAGAAAGCGAGCGAAAAAUUUAUGUGGAACCUGGAUUGCAUUUUGUGUUAGGACCGAGAUACACUGCUGCUGUAAGCAGUUGUGGAUCAUGGAAAAAUGAAAGCUUCCUUUACCUUCCCACCCGUACCUGUCUUCGAUGUUCAGAAGGAAGGAUGUACAAUUACUGUGAGUUUAACGUGCACGACAUGAACAUCUGGCUUUUGCAUUAUGUGUCUUUGGCCUGCAGGCCUUUGACCAACAACGCAGAGCUGUGUUCAAGGGAACCGUUGACAGGAAAUGAGAGGAACCACUAAACCGGCAAAUAUAUCGGAGUUCACCUUUUGGUCUCAUUUUACAUCGUAAAAACACUUCGUCGUUAAAGCGCUGAAUUACCUCUACAAGUGGGAACCAAACGACAACAUGUUCUCUUUGAUGAUGUCGUCUGACCACAUUGACAUUUCUGCACCGACAGUCAGUCAGGAAAUGCUAAUGUCAUCCAUCUGCCACUGAGAAACAAAAGAAGCAUCCAAACUGAGAACCUUCAUUGUGCAACAAGAUAAUGACCUAAAACAAAAUCACAAAGGAGGAUGAUGUUGAAGAUUUUAGAUUGGCCAAGACCGGCAGCUGACUUAAACCCUAUUGAGCACGCAUGUGUAGGUUAGUCUCCAAAAUGGCUGCCAUCCUCUUCAACCCAAAGUACAAACGAGUUCAGGACACAUGAUUGUAAUAAAUAAUGUUUGUGGUUAAAGUGAACGUGAUAGCAAACACAAAAUUUAGUUUGCUUCAGAUGACACACUUUUGUAUUGUCCCUUUGUCAUAGUCCCUCACGUACUCAUUGUUUUUAGUAAAGCUUUUUAAACUUGAUAUGAAUACGCUGAUUUGUGUGUGAUUAAUUAUUUUCCUUUGCACAAAUUCUGUUUCUGAAGCAGACCUUCACAAUGCCAGGCUGAUUUAAGUUUUUUGGGGGUUUUGCUCCAAGUUGAUUCGUUGAUAUAUUGAAAUCGUUAGCAAUGUGCGCUAUUCAAAGUGUCAGUCUCAAACGUGACGCAGAAACUAGAUAGCAAGUCUUGUACAGAAGAGCGUUCACUGAGAAGAGCCGGCUUGGGUUGACACUUGAAACGGCCAAUGCCAUGUCUGAGAAAUUGUCCCCUCCUCUUUUGUGUUCUACGUUUCAAGUCAUUAAACUUUUGAAGCUCUGUGGAGAAACUGCUGCACUUGUGGAACAACAAGAUGCGGAUGACACUUCAUCUGCUGCUCCUGCUGAUCCCGUUUGGAGGAUACACGGCUCAGCCCACCUUCACAACAGAGACCAAAAAUGUUGGACAAAGUGUCUCUCUUGAAUGUGUCCGCAACCCCUCUGAAAUUGAGGAUUAUCUUGCUUGGAUUCGAUUUGCUUCUGGAAGCUUUCCAGAAAUCUUAGGUCAGAUGCCAUCCUUUGAUAUGGCAGAACCCAAAACUGGGACAUCAAAGAGUGGACGUCAUAUAACAGUCAAGCAAGAGCCAGGGAAGUUUGUUCUGCAAAUUAGUCGGGUGCAAAAAAGCGACACGGCGCUCUACUACUGUUUCAAAUGGACAGCAUGGUAUCAUAAAAUGACAUUUUUGAAUGGAACAUUUCUACUGGUCAAAGACCACCCAGAAGCAGAGACAGCCGUCACUGCUGUCACUCAUGACUUGCAGUUCAACGAGAGCCGAUCGCGGUGCUCGGUUUUCUCUCGCUCUGGUAAUAAAACGUGUGAGGAUGGACACAACGUUUAUUGGCUCAGAGCUGGACCAGAAGAUUCAAAUCCCAACUUAAUUUACGCUCAUGACGAAUGUGAAAAAGUUGCAAAUGGCUCCAUGCAGAAAUGCGUUCAAGCUUCCCCAAACAACGCCGACGCCGGAACGUACUCUUGUGCUGUGGCCACAUGUGGGCACAUUUUUAUGGCCAAAGCAACAAAAGUCAUCAUUACAGAUGGCAGCAAAUAUGAUACACCAAGGUCUGUCAUCUUUGUCUUGGGUUCUGCUUUGGCCUUAACCUGGAUCAUAUCAGCCUUCCUCAUAUGUAAGAUCAAGACAAAAGGCUGUUUUUACUGCAAAGCUUGUCGGCAAACUCGUGAAGAAUCGUGCAGUGGUGUGCAGCAGAGAACCGAGGACACUUUGGUUUAUUCCGCUCCGACCAUCGUCACCAGGACAAGUGGCAAAGCCAGCCAAACGAGAGGGAGACAAAAUGAGGAUUUUAGCAUGUAUACGGACGUCUGCCUCCGCAAAACCUAACGAGAUCAAAUUAAUUUAAAGUUUGUAUUAAGAUCUUUCACAUUUCAAAAGUACUGCAAAACUUUACAGUGCAAGGAACCAUAUUUGGCAUAAUGGGACUAAAAUAACACUGUUCAACCUCCGUCAAUCAAAAUAGAAUGAUUGCAGUGAUUUUUAAGAAAAUAAAUUGCUUCAUCAAUGACAAAAAAACUGUAUUACAAUGGUAGUGAGAUUGCACAGGAUUAGAAGAUCUGAAAAAUGGACUCGAACUAUUUUUUGAAGUACCACAUUCAUUUUAAAGACUCCAAUGAUUCACGACAAUGGAUUUUCGUCAUUGAAAAAAAAAAAUGUUAAGGCUGUAUGUGCAAAUGAGAACAAUGUAUUGCUUCUGUUGUGGUUCAUUUUCAACAUGCUUACGUUGACGUUAAUCCUGCACCAACAAAAAAUAGGAAGUCAUGAAAUAAAUGUCAGAUUCUGAUUUCAACAAA
Messenger RNA from Syngnathus typhle (broad-nosed pipefish), 2699 nucleotides. RefSeq lists its product as uncharacterized. Lineage: Eukaryota; Metazoa; Chordata; Actinopteri; Syngnathiformes; Syngnathidae. The record is from RefSeq and is a predicted model, not a curated record. Bases 1210 to 2232 code for a protein of 340 amino acids. Gene Ontology annotation, biological process: response to bacterium. The transcript has 6 exons.